Trypanosoma cruzi is the source of this 369-nucleotide messenger RNA. RefSeq lists its product as uncharacterized. Lineage: Eukaryota; Euglenozoa; Kinetoplastea; Trypanosomatida; Trypanosomatidae. Gene Ontology annotation, cellular component: nucleus. The transcript has a single exon. The coding region runs from base 1 to 369 and encodes 122 amino acids. Gene Ontology annotation, molecular function: RNA binding. The record is from RefSeq and is a predicted model, not a curated record.
AUGUCUGCCGAAAACGCUGAGCGACCCAAGAACGCGGUUCGUGUGGGAUUUCAUGGCUCCAAGUUCCUCUACGUCGACAUUACCAAGCAUUUGCUACAUGAUGGUGAAAAAGAGGUGAGCAUCUCCGCUCUUGGAAAGGCUAUUAAUGAGGCCGUUUCUGUUGUGGAAAUGCUAAAGGACCAGCAGAUGGUUCUUGUGAAGAAAAUCAGUACUUCCCGAGGAGGUGGUGAGGGCGCGAGGAACAACACGGUUGACAAGAUUGAAAUUGUUGUCACAAAGGCGCCUGGGUUCAACGAAAAAUACGAAGAACAACAGAAGAUGCGCGAGGCAAAGAAACUCGAGAAAGGAAAUGAAAAUGUCGCUAAGUGA